Diceros bicornis minor is the source of this 713-nucleotide messenger RNA. Its product is annotated as galectin-3-like. Gene Ontology annotation, cellular component: immunological synapse; nucleus. Gene Ontology annotation, biological process: negative regulation of endocytosis; positive chemotaxis; macrophage chemotaxis. The record is from RefSeq and is a predicted model, not a curated record. Lineage: Eukaryota; Metazoa; Chordata; Mammalia; Perissodactyla; Rhinocerotidae. The coding region runs from base 1 to 567 and encodes 188 amino acids. Gene Ontology annotation, molecular function: laminin binding; carbohydrate binding; IgE binding. The transcript has 4 exons.
AUGGCUUGCCUCUGCUCCAUGAUGUCUGGACCACAUGCAUCGGGAGCCUACCCUGGGCAAGCAGGUGGGCCUGGGGCCUACCCGCCUCCUGGACCACCACAUGCUCCUGGAGCCUACCCUGCUGCCGGCCCCUGUGGCGUUCCUGCCGGACCAGUGACUGUGCCUUAUGACCUGCCUUUGCCUGUAGGAGUCAUGCCUCGCAUGCUGAAAACAAUUCUGGGCACAGUAAAGCCCAAUGCAAACAGAUUUGCUUUAGAUUUCAAGAGAAGGAAUGAUGUCGCCUUCCACUUUAACCCACGCUUCAAUGAGCAGAACAGGAGAGUCAUUGUUUGCAAUACAAAGCUGGAUAAUGUCUGGGGAAGGGAAGAAAGACAGAUGGUUUUCCCAUUUGAAAGUGGUAAACCAUUCAAAAUACAAGUCCUGGUUGAAGCUGACCACUUCAAGGUUUCCGUCAACGAUGCUCACUUGUUGCAGUACAAUCAUCGGAUGAGAAAUCUCAGGGAAAUCAGCAAACUGGGAAUUUCCGGUGACAUAAAUCUCACCAGUGCUUCGCACACUAUGAUAUAAUCUUAAUGGGGCAGAUACUUUUUUAAAAAAUGAAAUUCAAUGUAAACUUUCCACAUUCAAAGUUCUCAUGUUUAACACGAGUGAAAAAUUUUACCUUUAUUCAUCAAUAUCCUUCUUAUAAAUCAUCCACUAAAUAAAUAUUCUAA